GCGAGUCUAAACUCCUACUUAACCCAAUCCCAAACCCUCUUUUUUUUCCCCAGAUCUCAUCCCCUUCCCUUUCUUCUGCACCAAUCUCUACUCCUCUCCUCUCCUCUCAGUCACUCCGCAGGAGCGUCUCUCUUCUCUCCUCUUCUGUUGGUGAAGGAAUCAUGCAGAGGGCAAUGCAAUCACUGCGGCUGCAUGGAAAUGUUCUUAAACGAGCUGUUCUCCAACAUGUUCGAGUCAUGAACCCCUCUGUGCUACCAACUGUGUUUACCCGCUAUGAGUCAGUUUUGCCAUCACGUUUAGAAGAGCAUGGAUUUGAAAGCACAACUAUCCUGGAUAUUCUCACAGCUAAAGGGAAGAGUGCCGAUGGCUCCUGGCUGUGGUGCACAACUGAUGACACUGUUUAUGAUGCUGUCAAAUCUAUGACACAACACAAUGUUGGAGCUCUGGUGGUGGUGAAACCAGGGGAAGAGAAGGCAAUUGCUGGUAUUGUUACUGAGAGAGAUUAUCUCCGUAAAAUCAUUGUGCAAGGAAGAUCUUCCAAGGAAACUAAAGUUGGUGACAUCAUGACUGAAGAGAAUAAACUUAUCACCGUGACUCCAGAUACUAAAGUACUGCGGGCAAUGCAGCUGAUGACAGACAACCGCAUUAGGCACAUCCCUGUGGUUGGUGAGAAAGGAAUGAUUGGAAUGGUCUCCAUUGGUGACGUUGUUCGAGCUGUGGUGAGCGAGCAUCGUGAGGAGCUGAAUCGCCUCAAUGCUUAUAUACAAGGAGGAUACUAAGACAAGUAGUUCCCUAGUCGAAUAACGAUAGACCAUAAUGAUGGCAAAAAACCUCUCGUUUCUUUGAGCAGACUGCGAGCACAUGUACAAUUGUGCCGGUUUUCUCUAGUCAAGCAAACCUAGAUCCCUUUUUCUGGCUACUUGAUAAAGUUUCUGAAUAAAUUUCCUUCGAUA
Molecule: messenger RNA, 953 nt
Organism: Zingiber officinale
Lineage: Eukaryota; Viridiplantae; Streptophyta; Magnoliopsida; Zingiberales; Zingiberaceae
Product: CBS domain-containing protein CBSX3, mitochondrial-like
Exons: 6
Coding region: 162-779 (205 amino acids)
Source: RefSeq, a predicted model, not a curated record